AUUUUGUUUGAUUGAUUGAAUGCGGUAUUUUUUGCGUUGGUAUUGUUCAGUCUCUUGUUGAAGAUUUAUAUAUCUAAUUAAUACAAAUGGGUGAAGAUAAAGCAGAUCGCCGACGCAGGUCGCGCUCACGAGAACGAAGACGUUCCAGAUCCCGCUCUAGAGAACGUAGAGAAAAAAGGAGAAGCAGAUCGAAGUCUCAAUCAAAGAGAUCACGCCGCCGCAAGCCUUCUUUGUACUGGGAUGUACCACCGCCAGGCUUUGAACAUAUUACUCCGUUACAGUACAAAGCUAUGCAAGCAGCUGGGCAGAUUCCAGCCAAUAUUGUUGCUGAUACACCUCAAGCGGCUGUACCAGUUGUGGGUUCUACCAUCACUCGACAAGCGAGACGUUUAUAUGUUGGAAACAUACCAUUUGGAGUGACUGAAGAAGAGACUAUGGAGUUCUUCAAUCAACAGAUGCAUCUUUCUGGCUUGGCACAGGCAGCUGGAAAUCCUGUCUUGGCGUGUCAGAUCAACUUGGACAAAAACUUUGCAUUCCUUGAAUUUAGGUCUAUAGAUGAAACAACACAAGCUAUGGCUUUUGAUGGCAUUAACUUUAAAGGGCAAAGUUUGAAGAUUCGACGGCCCCAUGAUUAUCAGCCAAUGCCUGGAACUGAAAAUCCAGCAAUAAAUGUACCUGCUGGUGUGAUUAGCACUGUUGUUCCCGAUUCUCCACAUAAGAUAUUUAUAGGAGGCCUGCCUAAUUAUCUCAAUGAAGAUCAAGUAAAGGAGCUCCUCAUGUCCUUUGGACAGCUACGUGCUUUCAAUUUGGUGAAAGAUUCUUCAACUGGACUUAGCAAGGGUUAUGCCUUUGCUGAAUAUGUUGAUAUUUCUAUGACUGAUCAGGCUAUUGCUGGACUGAAUGGAAUGCAGCUUGGAGAUAAGAAGCUAAUUGUACAACGAGCCAGUAUUGGAGCCAAGAAUUCUACACUAGCGAUGACAGGCGCAGCGCCGGUGCAGCUGCAAGUAGCGGGGCUGACGCUGGCUGGGGCGGGGCCGCCCACCGAGGUGCUCUGCCUGCUCAACAUGGUCACGCCGGACGAGCUGCGUGACGAAGAGGAGUAUGAGGACAUCCUCGAGGACAUCAAAGAGGAAUGCAAUAAGUAUGGUUGUGUGCGAAGUAUAGAGAUACCAAGGCCUAUUGAAGGCGUCGAAGUACCUGGCUGUGGAAAGGUAUUUGUGGAAUUCAACAGCAUCGCCGAUUGCCAGAAAGCCCAACAGACAUUGACUGGUCGUAAAUUCAGUAACCGUGUCGUCGUGACCUCAUACUUCGAUCCGGACAAGUACCAUCGCAGAGAGUUUUAAUAAUGGCAUAAGUACCAUUCGCAUGGCUACUUCCAAUGCCCAAGUUUCAUUCUCCCAAUCAAACUCUUUGUAAGCGACAUUUUUAUUUUUAGUGAAAGAAUGUUUGUCUAUCCAUCUUGAUUAUAAUAUUAUUAAAACUACGAAUAAAUGAAUUAUGACACCUAAUUUAC
Molecule: messenger RNA, 1513 nt
Organism: Chilo suppressalis (striped riceborer)
Lineage: Eukaryota; Metazoa; Arthropoda; Insecta; Lepidoptera; Crambidae
Source: the annotation of a GenBank genome assembly